AUGGGGAUUGCUGCUUGUGAUGGAAAAUUCGAGCUCGAAAUUAAGAAAGAUGAGCCAACAAGAGUUCAACCAGUGGAGGAAACAGAGAAAGGGACUUACUUCUUGUGCAACACAGAUCAAGCAAUGGCUUGUAUAAUGAGGACAAUACACUUAUACAAGUCACCAGAGAAGGGAAAUGCAGAUGCUGCAAAAGUCGUCAGAGAAUCGUUGUCUAAGGCUCUUGUUCAUUUCUACCCUCUUGCAGGGAGGCUGACAAUCAGUCCAGAGGGUAAGUUGAUUGUUGAUUGCACUGGAGAAGGACCCAUUUUUGUCGAGGCAGAGGCUAAUUGCUCAGUGUUAGAGUUGGUGGGCAUAGCUAGUGCUGAUCCCAUUGUGCUAAAGAACCUUGUUUAUGAAGUUCCUGGUGCUACUAAUAUAAUUGAGACUCCUAUCUUUACUGUUCAGGUAACAAAUUUCAAAUGUGGAGCAUUUGCAGUAGGCAUGGCCAUAAACCAUUGCAUGGUUGAUGGGAUAUCAGCAAUGGAGUUCAUCAAAUCAUGGGGUGAAAUAGCACGAGGAUUACCCUUAAGCGUCCCUCCAUCUUUAGAUAGAACUAUCCUAAAAACAAGAGAUCCACCUAAGAAUGAAUUCCUUUUACUACAGAAAGCAUUUGUUGAGAUUGAGGACAUAUCAAACACACAUGAGCUUUACGAAGAAGAAGAAAUGAUGUAUCGAGUCUUUCCUUUCAACAUCGAGAAGCUACAAAGACUCAAGGAAAAAGCCUUAGAAGGUGGAGUGUUAACCAAGUGUUGCACCACUUUUGAGGCAUUAACAGCUUUGGUGUGGAGAGCUCGAUGUAAAUCCCUAAGAAUGCAUCAUGAUCAGCAAACAAAGCUUCUCUUUGCAGUUGAUGUACGGGCUAAACUUAAUCCUCAACUGCCUAAGGGGUAUUUUGGUAAUGGGAUUGUUUGGGCUAUCGCGCUGUGCAAAGCAGGGGACCUCCUUGAGAGCCCUUUCUCACACACGGUGGAGUUAGUUCAAGGAGCGGUUAAGUUAGUUACUGACAGUUAUGUGAGAUCUUCCAUAGACUACGUUGAUAUGACAAGUGUUAGGCCUUCUCUGAAUGGUACAAUACUGAUCACAGAUUGGUCUAGACUUGCUUUUCAUUCUUCUAACUUUGGAUGGGGAGCACCAAUUUACACUGGGCCUGUGGGUUUUGCUGGAAAAGAAGUGGUGUUGUUUCUUCCUAGUGUGGAAGAUCGAAGAAGCAUAAAUGUGAAUCUUAGGAUGCCAGCUUCUACUAUGAAGGUAUUUGAAGAAGAAAUCAUGCAGAUUUAA
Molecule: messenger RNA, 1317 nt
Organism: Spinacia oleracea (spinach)
Lineage: Eukaryota; Viridiplantae; Streptophyta; Magnoliopsida; Caryophyllales; Amaranthaceae
Product: omega-hydroxypalmitate O-feruloyl transferase-like
Exons: 2
Coding region: 1-1317 (438 amino acids)
Molecular function (GO): acyltransferase activity, transferring groups other than amino-acyl groups
Source: RefSeq, a predicted model, not a curated record